This is a messenger RNA of Dujonia railenensis, 930 nucleotides long. The record is from the annotation of a GenBank genome assembly. NCBI's taxonomy places the organism in Eukaryota, Fungi, Ascomycota, Pichiomycetes, Serinales, Debaryomycetaceae.
AUGACUGACUUAUCGCAGUUCCUGGACAUCACGCCCGUGCAGCUUAACCAGGAAGAACCUCAGUUGUGCCAAAUCUUAUAUGACGACGAGUACAAGUCAGUAAUGGGCAUACUAUUGGCACUUCUCGCAAAAAAAGAGUACAGCGACAGAGCCUUUGAGUUGACCCAAGCAGGAAUCGAACUUUUGGCCUCGCAUUACACUAUCUGGAACUAUAGAUACAACAUCAUUGUUCACUUGGACAAAAACUUAUAUGACGAAUUGGACUGGUGUGAACAAUUGGCUCUAGAUAAUGAAAAAAAUUAUCAAAUUUGGAACUAUAGACAAUUGAUAAUAGAGUUGAUAAUAAGCAGAGAAACCAGCGAUACGGUGAAAAAAUUUAAUGCCUACCAUGAAUUCCCCAUUGUUGAUGAAAUGCUCUCACAAGAUAGUAAGAACCAUCAUGUGUGGUCGUACAGGAAAUGGUUAGUUGAGAGAUUCAAGUUGUAUAGGGACGAACGAGAAAUAGAGUUUGUUGCAAAGAGAAUUGAAUACGAUGUUAAAAACAAUUCUGCAUGGACUCAUAGAUUCUUCAUUAAGUUUGGUGACGAACAGGUGGACCAGAAUGUUAUUAAUGAAGAAAUUGACUACGUAAAGCAGAAGAUUCAAGAAGCUCCUCAAAAUGCGUCUAGCUGGAAUUACUUGAUUGGAAUUUAUCAAAAGUUCAAGAAACCCGACGAAUUAAUUGACUUGGAAGAAUUCUGUCAAGAAUUUGCAAAUAUCAACGAAGAGAAUGUAAUCAAAUCAUCGUAUGCUCUUGAGUUGUUGGGGAAAAUUAACGUUAAGAAAAAUAACAAACCUAAAGCAAUUGAGAUAUACUCCCUUUUGAAGGAUAUCUACGAUCCAAUUCGGAAGAAUUAUUGGACAUAUCAAAUCAAGGAGAUUGAAGCUUAA